Molecule: messenger RNA, 1512 nt
Organism: Abrus precatorius (Indian licorice)
Lineage: Eukaryota; Viridiplantae; Streptophyta; Magnoliopsida; Fabales; Fabaceae
Product: beta-glucosidase 40
Exons: 13
Coding region: 1-1512 (503 amino acids)
Biological process (GO): carbohydrate metabolic process
Molecular function (GO): beta-glucosidase activity
Source: RefSeq, a predicted model, not a curated record
AUGGAACUGAGGAGAGGCAUUGUUGCAAUAGCAGUGGUUGUCAUCUUUAAGAUUCAAAUUUGUCUGUCAGAUAUUAACAGGCAAAGCUUUCCAAAAGGUUUUGUUUUCGGCACUGCUUCUUCAGCUUUUCAGUAUGAAGGGGCAGUAAAAGAAGACGGAAGGAGGCCAUCUGUGUGGGAUACUUUUUCACAUUCACCUGGCAAGAUAGUAGAUAAUAGCAAUGCUGAUGUUGCAGUUGAUCAAUAUCAUCGAUAUGAAGAAGACACACAACUCAUGAAGGAGAUGGGAAUGGAUGCCUAUAGGUUUUCGAUUUCUUGGUCUCGAAUUUUUUCCAAUGGAUCUGGAGAAAUUAACGAAGCAGGAAUUGAUCACUACAAUAAACUCAUUAAUGCUUUACUAGCCCAAGGAAUUGAACCAUAUGUGACUCUAUAUCACUGGGACCUACCUCAAGCCUUGGAGGAUAAGUACAAAGGAUGGCUUAGCCCUUUGAUCAUAAAAGACUUUGCAACAUAUGCUGAAAUAUGCUUUGAGAAAUUUGGAGAUAGGGUAAAGCAUUGGAUCACUUUCAAUGAGCCUCACACAUUUGCUAUGAUGGGAUAUGAUCUUGGAGUUGAGGCACCCGGACGAUGCUCCAUUCUCCUUCACCAACUAUGUCGGAAUGGGAACUCUGCUACUGAACCAUAUAUCGUGGCUCAUAAUGUCCUUCUUUCUCAUGCAAUAGUCGUAGAUAUUUAUAGGAAAAAAUACCAGAAAGUACAAGGUGGAUCUAUUGGGAUAUCUUUGGAUGUCAUUUGGUUUGAGUCAGCAACAAAUUCCAAAGAAGAUAUUGAAGCAACUCAGAGAGCCUUAGAUUUUCAGCUUGGGUGGUUUCUUGAUCCAUUGGUUUUUGGAGAUUAUCCAAUCUCAAUGAGGAAUAGAGUAGGGAGUAGGCUACCAAAAUUUUCUAAGCCUCAAGCUCAUCUUCUUAAGGGUUCAUUAGAUUUUGUGGGUAUCAAUCAUUACACUACAUUUUAUGCAAUGCACAACGCUUCUAAUUUAGUUGGUGUUAUACUUCAUGAUUACAUUGCAGACUCAGGUGCCCUUACCCUCCCAUUUAAUGGCACCAAAGUUAUUGGAGAAAAGGCAAAUUCAUUAUGGUUGUACAUAGUACCACAAGGGAUGAGAAGCACUGUGAAUUACAUCAAACAGAAGUAUGGGAAUCCUCCAGUCAUUAUCACUGAAAAUGGAAUGGAUGAUCCAAAUGAUCCACUUAUCUCCAUUAAGGAUGCUCUGAAGGAUGAGAAAAGGAUUAGAUACCACAACGACUACUUAAUUAACUUACUAGCUUCUAUCAUCGAAGACGGAUGCAACGUGAAAGGCUAUUUUGUGUGGUCACUACUAGAUAACUGGGAGUGGCAAGCUGGAUUCACUUCUAGAUUUGGUUUGUAUUUCGUUGAUUACAAAGACAACUUGAGGAGAUACCCAAAACAAUCUGUUGAGUGGUUCAAAAGGUUCUUGAAAUCAACCCAAUGA